AUGGAAGUCCAAGUUGAAUACGAUUAUACGGCGGAAGAAAGAGAUGAACUUACUUUGAAACAGGGCGAUAUUGUCACUAAUGUUUCACAGUUUGAGGAGGGCUGGUACAUCGGAACUUUCAAUGGGAAAGAAGGCGUAUUUCCUGAUAACUUUGUCCGAGUAAUGUCAAUAAUCGUUACAAAAGUGGCUAGCCAGCAGGAAUGCCAAACUGGUCGUGCGUCUAGCAGACAGGUUAUCAGUUCUUCCUCUCUCAACGUUGGUGAUGACGGUGGGGAGAAAAUUGCUGUUCAGUCCAAACCCCACACAUCUGCGGCAACGGCCUCUCCUCCGACAAAUUCAGCCGCUGCAUCAAAUAAGAGCUUGGACUAUGUGAAGGUGGUCUACGGGUACACACCGGAGCAGUCCGAUGAAUUGGAACUAGUUGUGGACGACUUCAUUCAAGUUCUUAGUCGUGAUUUACCCGAGGAGGGCUGGUGGCGCGGGAUCAAUCUCCGCAGCAACAAACUGGGCGUUUUUCCCGACAACUUCGUAAAAGUGGCCGAUCCUAAUGACCCCAGUUUCAAGCGUGCGAUUGCGGACUACAAGAUGAGGACUGGCUCUUCAACCCAGCGAGCGCACAAUAGCACGAAUUCUUCAGCCCAUAGCAGACCCCUUCCAAACUCCGCAGCUGCCAGCUCCGGUGGCGGGAGCAAACGCUUAGAUUUAAACGCGAGCAAGAGUGCCGAAUUGAGUGCAUCUGUUUUAGAGGUGAAGAGGCGUGGUGACUCAGCAGAAGGCGGUCCUGGAGAUCAUGGACGACUUUCUUCCAAACGUCUUCCGGACAAGCUGACAUCAAAUGUUGGCUCAUCUUCUGUGCCUCGAACUGACGCAAAGGCUACUGGCAAAUCCGAAGCCCCCCGAUCCGGCAGAAACGAGCCAGCCACUCAAAAAGGUAACGCUGCAUUUUCUGCACUUGGUCGUAAGAACUCCAUCACUAAACCAGACCAUGAAAUCGUCACCAGUAAAUCUAGCACCAUCAAGACGCGAUUUUCUAGUUUGACGCGAUUGGAUCAAAACCGAUCAUCCGAUGCAACGCCACGCAACCUUGGAAACCUUCAAAGCAUAGUUAGUGAACAACAAGAACGUCUCAAAGCAGUUGCCAAUCAACUUGAUGAUUUCGCCCAAGUUGUCGAAACUCUUCGAAGAGAACAGCGUGAACACGCAGACGACGUCAACUCAAAGCUUACGGAAUUUUCUAAGCAGCUCAAAUCCAUGCGGGCCGUUCAAGGGCAUUUGGCAAACACCCAAAAAAUGUUAACUGAUCGUAUCCAGACCCUGAUGUCGGAUGUGGAUGUCGUUAGGAAAUCCCGCUUAGAGGACAUGGUCGUGUUGGAUCGCUUAAAGAAGGUAGUCUAUGACAUCGAUAGCUGGACGAUGAACUCGGGCCUUUUAACGAAUGGGGCUGGCGAAGAAUACCGCGGUCACAUGGAGGAGCUCGCCGACAUCAAUCAAAACUCCACUGACAUCUUUGCGUCGUCCAAAUCCAACGGCUACACGAAGCCUCCCACUGGUCCCCGGUAG
Messenger RNA from Mesocestoides corti, 1560 nucleotides. The record is from the annotation of a GenBank genome assembly. NCBI's taxonomy places the organism in Eukaryota, Metazoa, Platyhelminthes, Cestoda, Cyclophyllidea, Mesocestoididae.